Phalacrocorax carbo (great cormorant) is the source of this 1403-nucleotide messenger RNA. The record is from RefSeq and is a predicted model, not a curated record. Lineage: Eukaryota; Metazoa; Chordata; Aves; Suliformes; Phalacrocoracidae.
CCCGUGCCCGACCCGGCCGGCGUACGGCAGCCGGCGAGGGCCGCAAGGGGCUCGGCGGCGGCGGCGCCUUCGCCCUGCCGGCGCCGGUGCGGGCACCGGUGCGCGGGCGGCAAUGGGCGGCGGCGGCGGCGGCGGCGGCGGCGGCGGCGGGGGGCGGGCGGCGGCGGGGGGACGGGCCGCCCCCCCGGCCCCGCGGCUCGGCGGCGGCGGCGGCGGGUGACAACGCGGCGGCGGCAAUGGGGUGCCUGCAGAGCGUGGCCUGCAAGGCGCGGGUGCGUCGGGAGCAGAUCGUGGUGUCGGACGUGUCGGCCACCAUCGAGCCGGCGGCUACCGCCAUCGAGGAGAGCUCGCCGGUGGUGCUGCGGUACCGCACGCCCUACUUCCGCGCCUCGGCCCGCGUCCUCAUGCCGCCCAUCGCCCGGCGGCACACCUGGGUGGUGGGCUGGAUCCAGGCCUGCAACCACAUGGAGUUCUACAACACCUACAGCGACCUCGGCGUAUCAAGCUGGGAGCUGCCCGACCUACGAGAAGGAAGAGUAAAAGCCAUCAGCGAUUCGGAUGGCGUGAGCUAUCCGUGGUACGGAAACACCACAGAAACUGUGACCCUGGUCGGGCCCACUAACAAGAUCUCCAGGUUCUCGGUGAGCAUGAAUGACAAUUUCUACCCCAGCGUGACGUGGGCUGUCCCUGUGAGCAACAGUAAUGUGCCACUGCUUACCAGGAUUAAAAGGGACCAGAGCUUUACCACAUGGCUGGUGGCCAUGAACACCACCACCAAGGAAAAGAUCAUCUUGCAGACUAUAAAGUGGAGGAUGCGAGUGGACAUUGAGGUCGAUCCCAUGCAGCUGCUGGGGCAGCGGGCACGGCUGGUGGGAAGGACUCAGCAAGAGCAGCCCCGGAUCCUCAGCAGGAUGGAGCCCAUCCCACCAAACGCACUAGUGAAACCCAACGCCAACGAUGCCCAAGUCCUCAUGUGGAGACCCAAGCGAGGCCAGCCUAUAGUUGUGAUACCUCCCAAGUAGAGUGGCGCCAGGGCACGUGUGUGAGGACCUGGGUGCUGUCAGCCUGCUGCAGAUGAACGGGGUUUCUGAGCCAAAGCAGACCUCUUUGGUUCUCCUGCCUUUGUAGCUGUGGUUGGAAAUGUGGCUCCUCCUUAGUCAGAAAGAGAGCCUGGCCGGCACGGGGCACAGAAGAGGGAUCACUGAGCUGGAGGAUUUCCCAGGAAGAGGAAUUGAGUACUUCUAGGGACUUGCAGCUGGCAAAGAGGCUGUCUGACCUAAACGACUCGUCUUUCCUUGCAGGGCAAUGCAAGGAGCAUGAGUGCGAUUGAACCGUGCCUGUGGCAAAUGCUGCUUUCCACCCAACUGGAGGUAGAAGUGGAGACCGUGCCUGCUGGACGCGGA